UGCGGCUGCGCACUGCCAUCCUCGACCCUCGCGCCCGGGCGGCUGGCGGCGAGCAGCGGCUUGCAGCACGCGGAGGCUCAAGGCGGAGCCCAGCUGGCUGGGGCGGGCCAGGCGCUCAGGCUCCGCCUCCAGGGCCCAGCCACCAUGGCAGAGACUGAGAUCUCAGUCCCUUCUGAGCAGUUCACCAAAAUCAAAGAACUGGAGUUAAUGCCAGAAGUCCUGGAGGAGAAGGCCGAGGAAGAUGGCGUGUGCACAGUGAUGGAGGGCCCGAGACCUGGCGAGUUGGAGGCCCAGUGCACCUAUGAGGCCCUCCAGGCGAAGAUGCUGGAGGGAGGGCAGGAGCUGGUGCUGGUCCCCACAGAGGAGAGCCAGAAGCAAAUUCUGACCCUGCAGACGGUGCACUUCGUCUCUGAAGAUGUGGAGCUGCAGGACAUCAGCUGGCUGGCCCCUGAGCACCAAGAAGGGGUGCAGGUGGUGGUGCAGCAGGCCGGCAGCGGGCUCCAGCCGCUGCUGUGGCUUGAAGAGGGGUCCCUGCAGAGCCUGCACCAGUGCCUGGCCGUCAGUGGCCAAGAAGAGGUGUACGCCCUGCAAGAGAUGCAGGCGGUGCAGGUGCACGUUCUGGAGGGGAACGCGGCCGCAGUCGGCGGGGACAGUGAGUUUGUGGUGAGCCUGGCUGAAAACACUGGCCUGAUUAAGCUUGAGAAAGGUCUGGAGGAAGCCCAGCUGGUGGCUGAAGGAGGGUUCAGCGGCGGAACAGAAGAGCAGCUCUUUCUCUUGGAAGCUGGGCCGGGCAAUGAAGGAAGAGAAGAAAUUAUUCUGACGAUGUCACGCUUAAACGUGGAGGAACAAGAAGAUAAACCUGCAUCUGAUCCAGCGUGUGUUGAAAAAGCCACCUCUCCAAAAGAUCACAAAAAGGCAAAGGGAGGAGAACGAACCUUCCAGUGUGACGUCUGUGGGUUCACCUCUUCUAGAAUCUCGAGUUUUAACCGUCACAAGAAAACUCACAGCAAUGAGAAGCCCCACACGUGCCACCUGUGCCUGAAGGCCUUCCGCAGUGUGACCCUUCUGCGGAACCACGUCAACACCCACACGGGAACCAAGCCCUACAAGUGUGGCGACUGUGACAUGGCGUUUGUCACCAGUGGAGAACUUGUCCGACACAGACGUUAUAAACACACUCACGAGAAACCCUUUAAAUGCUCCAUGUGCAAGUACGCCAGCGUGGAAGCGAGCAAGCUGACACGGCACAUCCGCUCGCACACGGGGGAGCGGCCCUUCCAGUGCGGCCUCUGCAGCUACGCCAGCAAGGACACCUACAAGCUGAAGCGGCACGUGCGGACGCACUCAGGCGAGAAGCCCUACGAAUGCCACGUCUGCCACGCACGCUUCACCCAGAGUGGCACCAUGAAGACACACGUCCUGCAGAAGCACAGCGAGAACGUCCCCAAAUACCAGUGUCCGCACUGUGCCACCAUCAUUGCGAGGAAGAGCGACCUGCGGGUCCACCUGCGCAACCUGCACACUUACAAAGCCACGGAGAUGAAGUGCCGCCACUGUUCUGCCGUCUUCCACGAACGCUACGCCCUCAUUCAGCACCAGAAGACCCACAAGAACGAGAAGAGGUUCCAGUGCAAGCACUGCAGUUACUCCUGCAAGCAGGAACGGCACCUGACGGUUCACACGCGCACCCACACUGGAGAGAAGCCGUUUGCCUGCCUUUCCUGCAAUAAGUGUUUCCGACAGAAGCAGCUUCUAAACGUUCACUUCAAGAAGCACCAUGACACAGAUUUCAUCCCAACUGUCUACGAAUGCCCCAAGUGUGGCAGAGGCUUUUCUCGCUGGACUAACAUGCGAAAACACUCGGAGAAGUGUGAACCGGGGCAAGAAAAGUCGGCCACCUCGGGAGAAGGACGAAGAAUGAGAAGGAGAAAGCCGGCUGUCCCGAAGGAGGCGGGAAAGGAAGACGAAGCUGCUGCUGAGGAGGCUUCCGCUGCGCAGGGAGGACAGUCCCCAGGAGAGGCGGCUCCCGUCGAGCCCGGAGAAACCACGGCGGGAACCGAGGACCUGGACGAAGACGUGACCUGCGAGAUGAUCCUGGACAUGAUGGACAAGCUGUAGAGAUGCAAGUUUCGUUUUGAUGGCGCUUAACUCUUAAUGCAGGUUAGAAGUUUCAGCAUCUUCUUUGAAUUGUUUCUUUGAAACAAUUAGGUUCAUGACAAGGGAUGGUCACAAUUUUUCCAAAGUUCGAGGGAAUGCCUAGAAUUAUUUACCUAUUUUUUGACUGAAUAUUUCAAAAAACAUUGCAAGUAUUUUACAAAAGGCCCAAAUCUUGAAUUGGAGGAUAAAACCUCAAACCUAUGAAUUUGUUCCCCUGCUGUUGGCAAGAUGGCCCCCAAUAACCAGCAGUGAUUUUUGGAUCAUAAUUAUCUCGAUUGCGGUGUAGACUAUUUAGUGCUUCAGCAAACAGGCAAAGCCAGGAACCUUUUUAGUGAAUUGUACACACCCAUGAUUUUUCUAAUAUUGUGAUUUUAAAACAUUAAAGACUAAUUUCGUAUCCUUUUGUAUACAAAUGAAUUUUCCAUAAAAUUUAAAGCUAUCAUAAUACUUUUAAUUACAGUGGUUCUAAAUUCAACAAAAAAAGAAAUUAAUGCUAUUUUAAAAAACUGAGUAGAAAAAUGAAAAACUCUAGAUUAGACUAGAAAAUGUCACCCAAUAUAUUUUACUUUGGUAUACGCGCAAGGUCCACUUUGAGAUUUCACCUUCUGUCUUCGCUGUCCCUCGGCAGGCGUGAGCCCCCGCUUGCAUUGCAUUAUUGCUGCAGUCAGUCCAUCACCUGUUGCUUUGCUCAAACUGCUUUGUUUAUAGAUUUUAAAUAAUUGGCAGAGUGAGAAAAACAUAAAAACCUGAUAAUGAAAGUGUAAAGAAUUUGUGCUUUUUUAUAACACCCUAUAAUGAGUAUUUCCCUUUUCCAGUUGGAGAGCAUUUUCCUGCCUUCGAGAAGCACAUGAAAUGUCCCUUUGGUACUGAAAAUGAAUUAGUGCCUGUCUUUGUAAUGAGUCCAAUUUUUUUCUUAGCUCAGCAGCUGCUUUUGCUGUGAACUUUUCUCCCCAUAUUUUAAAAUCAUUCAUAGGUCCUAAAUCCAAAUUCUUUUUUUCCAGCUUCAUUGAGGUAUAGUGGACAAAUAACGUUGUAAGAUAUUUGAAGCGUCCAUUGUGAUGACUUCACAUAUAUGUUGUGAAAGGAUUCCUCCAUCUAGUUAACUGAUUUCAAACUCUUAAAGUGCUGAUGUGUUGUUAAGAUAACCCAAGUCCAGAAGCCCUGUGUUAGGUAAACGUGUGCAAGCCGCUUCCCAGCAGGCAGGGCGUUCUGUGCUUUUCGUGAGAGCAAAUUAAUUGAAUUCACAUGAUAAGACUUAAAUUCUGUGGUCUCUGGUCUGCUGUCAUUGUGACUAUUUGCAUUUUUGUAAUAGUUUCUUAUUCUUUGACUUGUUUAAAGAUGUUUACCUCAAUAAAAUGAAAUGACUUAAAAUGGCUCUCUUUGUUAGACGUGAAUAUGGUUCUGAAAAACGUCCUCUUCGCCUGUGAGCGUGUGGGGAAACUGGAACCCUUGUGCCUGUGGGUGGGAAUGGAAAACGGUGCAGCUGCUGCGGACAACAGUAUGGCGGUGCUUCAAACAAUUACAAAUAGACUGACUGUUUGGUCUGGUUAUA
Messenger RNA from Equus caballus (horse), 3709 nucleotides. It is a transcript of the gene CTCFL, whose product is annotated as CCCTC-binding factor like. Lineage: Eukaryota; Metazoa; Chordata; Mammalia; Perissodactyla; Equidae. The record is from RefSeq and is a predicted model, not a curated record. Gene Ontology annotation, molecular function: DNA-binding transcription factor activity; RNA polymerase II cis-regulatory region sequence-specific DNA binding. Gene Ontology annotation, biological process: regulation of transcription by RNA polymerase II.